Molecule: messenger RNA, 2304 nt
Organism: Aspergillus candidus
Lineage: Eukaryota; Fungi; Ascomycota; Eurotiomycetes; Eurotiales; Aspergillaceae
Exons: 2
Coding region: 1-2304 (767 amino acids)
Source: RefSeq, a predicted model, not a curated record
AUGCAGAACGUCGAUCAUUGGUAUGAGGUGGUGGCGGCGACGAAGCUGUAUAUCGUUUCUCAUCGCAUGUCUCACCACGCUCGCCGCAUAUCUGACGAGACCUACGAAGUUUACGACCCCUCCACUGUAACGACCCCCCAACGGCACCGCCAGCAGCCGGCUGCUUUUGAUCCUGCCCCGUCCCCUGCCCUCGCUUCUCACCCCAGCAAUCGAUCCCUCCGGAGAACCUCCCGUCUCCCCCUCCGUCCCCCGACCGUCGAUGUUUCGGGCCGUCCGCGCGUAGAGCAGACUAUCCCCGUCUUAGUCCAUCCCAUCCGUCCCGCCUCGAAUCGCACCAGUGGCAUUGCUGCUCUCCGUCCGGCCUUAUCGGAGCCGCACACCGAAGACGACGAGGACCCUGACUCGUAUCAUCCCCCCCCGGGUCAGUCCUACUGGCCCCGUCAUUCCAACCGGGUCUCGCCGCACACCGCCUCGGCCAUCCUCUGGACACUCGAAGAGGCCACUCGCAAACCAUUCCCCUUCACCACCGACUGGGAGGAGGUGAAUUCGUCUAUGGCGGACUUGAUGAGCCCCACCAGUGCCCCCGGGUAUGGAAGCACCGGUCGUACGCAGAAUGGCGCCGCCCGCGCCGCCCCGGGCCCCGUUCCCGUGAACCCGCAUCCCCCUAGCGGUGUGCGGACGCCCACCGAUAUCAUGAGACAGCGUCGCGACCGAGAGGCACGCCGGAAGGCUGAACAAGAUGCACGUGACCAGGAGCAGGGGGCGGGGGAGCGCCGGCCGCAGGACCCCCAGGAUCCGGCCCCAACCCGCGCCCCGUACCCUGCUGGCGUUGCGGGGGAGCGCCCCCAGCGUCGAGGGUCCCGCGCGGAUCCUCAGCCCGAGUAUCGGGCGACCGCCCCUGACACCGCGCCUCCUGGGAUCCCCGUGGCGCCGCGACGAUCGGCGCCGCCCCUACAGCCCCCGAUGGCGGCCUCCAACCGACCGCCCACCGCGACCGGCCCACCUGCUUCUGCUGCGGUUCCGACGGACCCCGCGGCCCCCCAUGCCGCGGCAGCGCCCAAGCAACCCGCACCAGCGACGCCCACGGCGGCUGCGGGCCAACCGCAACAACCGCGGCGCGUGGCCUUCCCCCACGCGUUCGAACGAUGGGAAACGCUGUCGUCGCACUGGGAGGGACUGACCAGCUACUGGAUCCGCAAGCUGGAGCAGAACAAUGAGGCCAUGGAACGGGACCCUAUCAGCCAGCAGAUGGCCCGCCAAGUGACCGAUCUGUCGGCCGCAGGCGCCAAUCUGUUCCACGCCGUGGUGGAGCUGCAGCGUCUCCGGGCAUCCUCCGAGCGCAAAUUCCAACGGUGGUUCUUCGAGACCCGCGCGGAACAAGAGCGGUCCAAAGAAGUGCAGGCCGAACUCGACCGACAGCUUCGCGCCGAGCGCCAGGCGCGGGCCGAGUCGCUGGCCACGUUCCAGAAGACCGAAAGCGACCGGGCUCGCAUGGAAGGCCUGCUCAAGGAGAUGCGUCGCGAAUUGCAGAUCUCCAAGGAGGAAGCGCGUCGCGCCUGGGAGGAACUCGGUCGUCGCGAACAAGAAGAGCGCGAUCGGACCACCUCGCUGCGAAAUGGCGAGCCCACCAUCGUCGGCGGUGUCCAAGUGGUGCCCAUGAUCCAAGGUCUCUCGGGGCGAUCCAACCCGUCGAACCGACCGCCCACCCACGAAGCCCCCUACGACGAGGCGGAGAAACGUGCCGACUCGCCCGAAGGUGGCUACUACGAAGAAACCCCCGUCUCGCCCACAGUGACAGAUCCAUUCACUGAAGGCCAGCGCGCUUACCAAGACACUGACCCCCAGCGGUUCGGGACGCAGCCACCCCCCGCGACAACCGCCGAAACGACCUCCUACUACAGCCAGACGGCGUACGCCCCGCGGCCGACGUCCGGCAACGACGAAGCCAGCAGCGAGCCCGGCGAGGACGAGUACGAUGGCUACCGCCGAGAUCCAGCCGGCGCCCCGAUCGUCUACCCGCCCGCCAUGUCAGAGGAGAGUGACGAGUUCGAGCAGGGCUCGGCGGGCAGCGACCACGGAUAUCCCCCGGGUACCGCGCCUACGACGUCGGCGCCUCUGUAUGCCGGAUACCCGCCGACGACGGUCGAUUACACGGGGUCUUCAUGGGGCGAGGAACAUGAACAGGGGUGGGAGGCGAUGACUCCGCGCCAUCGCCAUCCUACGCGUCUUAGUGAUGUUCUAGAAGAGGAGGAGCCCCGGACGACGCCCAGUCGAGCCAGCGUGGCUAGUCGGAGUGUACAGUGA